AAGAAAGAAAAUACGUACAAUACAUAAUACUUCCUCCAAAAAUAGUCAUAUUCAUAUCUAUCUGCUUUCAUUUCCAUCCAUACUGAUCACGGCCUGCUUUUUUAUGUCAUUCAUACUUCUCAUCUGUCAUCUCCUUUCUUCGCUUAUAUUUAUUGUGGCAGCCUUCUCUUUUCAUUAGGUUGAGUUAAGUUGAUCACAUUAUCUCUUCAUUUAUAUAUAAUAUCUAUUUCUGAAGAGAAAAAAGUUAAUCCAGAUUUUAGCAAAGAAGAAGAUGUUUAGGUUGAUAACAGGAAUUCCAGGUCCAACUGGUUUUGGAUCAGCUUCAACUGCUGAACAAGUCACACAAGGGAUUGAUGCAACUUCUCUUACUGUCAUCAUUACAGGUGGUGCAAGUGGAAUAGGGUUGGAGACAUCAAGAAUUUUGGCUCAAAGGAAUGCACAUGUGAUUAUUGGUGCAAGAAACAUGGAGGCUGCAAAUGAAGCUAAACAACUCAUUCUAAAGGAUAAUAAUAAUGCUCGAAUCGACAUUUUUAAACUCAAUCUUGCCUCUCUUAAAUCUGUCAAGGCUUUUGCUGAUCACUUCAUUUCUCUUAACCUUCCUCUCAACAUCGUAAUAAACAAUGCUGGAAUCAUGUUCUCUCCCUACCAGCUCUCUGAAGAUGGAAUAGAGAUGCAAUUUGCAACAAAUCAUAUCGGUCAUUUCUACUUGACUAGCCUUCUCCUUGACAAAAUGAAAGAAACAGCAAAGUCUACUGGCAUUGAGGGUAGAAUUGUAAAUUUGUCAUCGGUAGCACACAUCUAUACCUAUAACAAAGGGAUUCGAUUCGAGAGGAUUAAUGAAAAGACCAGUUAUUCAGACAAGAAAGCAUAUGGACAAUCCAAAUUAGCAAACAUAUUACAUGCCAACGAGCUCGCUCGACGUUUGCAGGCUGAGGGAGUAAAUAUUACUGUCAACACAGUGCAUCCAGGGUUGAUAAUGACAAAUCUCUUCAAACAUUCUGCUAUUUCAAUGAGAAUUCUGAAAUUCUUCACUUGUAUCCUAUGGAAGAAUGUCCCUCAGGGGGCGGCCACGACUUGCUAUGUUGCACUUCACCCUAAGUUAAAAGGUGUGUCGGGAAAAUAUUUCAUGGACUGCAACGAGUUUAAGCCAAGCAGGUUGGCAACAGAUGAAGCUUUAGCCAAGAAACUCUGGGAUUUCAGCAAUAAACUGAUCGAU
This is a messenger RNA of Olea europaea var. sylvestris, 1216 nucleotides long. Its product is annotated as short-chain dehydrogenase TIC 32, chloroplastic-like. The annotation marks the transcript as partial. The transcript is spliced from 8 exons. The record is from RefSeq and is a predicted model, not a curated record. NCBI's taxonomy places the organism in Eukaryota, Viridiplantae, Streptophyta, Magnoliopsida, Lamiales, Oleaceae.